Molecule: messenger RNA, 1388 nt
Organism: Mesitornis unicolor (brown roatelo)
Lineage: Eukaryota; Metazoa; Chordata; Aves; Mesitornithiformes; Mesitornithidae
Gene: NOCT
Product: CCR4 carbon catabolite repression 4-like (S. cerevisiae)
Exons: 2
Coding region: 1-1143 (380 amino acids)
Biological process (GO): circadian rhythm
Molecular function (GO): poly(A)-specific ribonuclease activity
Source: RefSeq, a predicted model, not a curated record
AUGGUGGACAUCUCUAACUCCAGCUUUUCCUUUCCAGUGUGUUCCAUGGGAAACAGCACCAGCCGGCUCUACAGCGCACUUGCCAAGACGCUGAGCAGCAGUGCCGUGUCCCAGCACCAGGACUGCCUGGAGCAGCCGGACUCGGCACAGCUGGACCCAAUAGACCCCAAGGAAUUGUUGGAGGAAUGCCAGAUCGUCCUGCAGAAACGGCCACCCCGGUUUCAGAGGGACUUUGUGGACCUGAAGAAAGAUGCUGCCAGUAACCACCGCCCCAUUCGGGUCAUGCAGUGGAACAUCCUUGCCCAAGCUCUUGGAGAAGGCAAAGACAACUUUGUCCAGUGUCCCAUAGAAGCUCUGAAAUGGGAAGAGAGGAAAUGCCUCAUCCUGGAGGAAAUCCUUGCGUACAAGCCUGACAUCUUGUGCCUGCAAGAGGUCGACCACUACUUUGACACCUUUGAGCCACUCCUCAGCCGACUGGGCUACCAGUGCACUUUCUUCCCGAAGCCGUGGUCCCCGUGCCUGGAUGUGGAGCAGAACAACGGGCCGGACGGCUGCGCCUUGUUCUUCCUCAAAGACCGCUUUGAGCUCGUCAACAGCGCUAACAUCCGGCUUACCGCCAUGAAGCUGAAAACCAACCAAGUGGCCAUCGCUCAGACGCUGAAGUGCAACGAGACUGGAAGACUGUUCUGCAUUGCCGUCACUCACCUGAAAGCCCGUACUGGCUGGGAGAGGUUUCGGUCUGCACAAGGCUGCGAUCUCCUCCAGAACCUGGAGAGUAUUACCCAAGGUGCGAAGAUCCCUCUGAUAAUUUGUGGAGACUUCAAUGCGGAGCCAAGCGAGGAGGUCUACAGAGAAUUUUCCAACUCCAGCCUCAACUUAAACAGCGCAUACAAACUGCUGAGCCCCGACGGGCAGUCUGAGCCCCCCUACACCACCUGGAAGAUCCGGCCAUCGGGAGAGUGCCGGCACACGCUGGAUUAUAUCUGGUAUUCCCAGCAUGCCCUGAAUGUGAACUCAGCCCUAGGCCUGCUGACUGAAGAGCAAAUUGGGCCCAACAGGCUGCCAUCAUUCAAUUACCCCUCUGAUCACCUCUCCCUGGUGUGUGACUUUAGUUUUAAUCAAGACCCUGACAGACUGCUGUGAUGUGCUGGAAUGCCACCUGGUAUUGCAGUGUCUUAACACACCAGUUUUAUCUUAGAGAAAACUUUUGAAGCUGGAAGCUAUUGAAGGAUGAGGAAAUAACUGUUGACAAAACAUUAUUUCAGGCACUUGUUUGGAGUUACCCUUGAUCUGGAGCCUCCAUGGGAGGAAGAAAGGAGUCGGUGUUCUUGUGGUGGUCUUGCCAUGUUGGGGUGUGAAAACUGGAAGGCAAAUGAGCUUUAUUGUUU